CUCUGUGAAGAUUCCAGGACUGUAUCAAUCAACCUACAUAGUUUUCCUGCACCCUCAUAGUAGCACUGAUGCCUCUGCUCUGUCACCAGACUCAACUACUCUCUCUCUGAGGCCAACCUGCCUGACUUCUCUUCCCUUGGUUCCAGUGAAAUAGUUUAUGAUCUUUAACCAGGAGCCUCCAGCCAUCUCCAACCCUUCCAACUGAGGAGUCUUCCCUCAUACUACCUGAGGAGACUCAGACAUGGCGAUAGACCCUGCGGCAGAGCUGCCUUUCUUCUACGGCAGCAUCAGUCGUUCGGAGGCUGAGGAGCACCUGAAGUUGGCAGGCAUGGCCGACGGGCUGUUCCUGCUGCGCCAGUGUUUGCGGAGCCUGGGUGGCUACGUGGUCUCCCUGGUUUGGAACUUGGAGUUCCACCACUACUCUGUGGAGAAGCAGCUCAACAGCACCUACUGUAUUGCAGGUGGCAAGCCCCACUGUGGGCCAGCGGAGCUCUGUGAGUUUUACAGUAAGGAUUCAGAUGGCCUGGUGUGCACCCUGAGGAAGCCCUGUCUGCGCUCCCCAGACAACCCCAUCAGAGCAGGCGUCUUUGAUAACCUGAGGGACAACAUGCUGAGGGAGUACGUACGACAGACCUGGAACCUGGAGGGGGAGGCCAUGGAGCAGGCCAUCAUCAGCCAGGCCCCACAGCUGGAGAAGCUGAUCGCCACCACCGCCCAUGAGAGGAUGCCCUGGUACCACGGCAAGAUCCCUCGCCAGGAGGGAGAGAGGCGACUCUACUCUGGGGCACAGCCAGAUGGAAAGUUCCUAGUCAGAGACAGGGAAGAGUCCGGCACCUUUGCCCUUUCUUUGAUGUACGGAAAAACGGCCUACCAUUACCAGAUCCUACAUGACAAAUCAGGGAAGUACUCCAUGCCAGAGGGAACCAAAUUUGACACUGUGUGGCAGCUGGUUGAGUAUCUGAAAAUGAAACCUGAUGGGCUAGUGACAGUUCUGAGGGAACCGUGUGUGAACCGCAACAACACCAAACAGACUCCUGUUGUGCCCUCAGGGAGGCGGCCCAGAGCAAAUGGAUACACACCGCCACCUGGAGUACCUCUGGGGGGCUCCACGGAAGUCAAUACUUUGCCCCCCACAGACCGUCAGAUGCUGCCCAUGGACUGCAGUGAAUUUGUCAACCCUUACCAUGACCCCAAUGACCUGAAGAAGUUCUUCAUCAAUAGGGAUCAGCUGAUGAUGGACGAGGUGGAGCUCGGCUCGGGAAACUUUGGCUGUGUCAAGAAAGGAGUCUUCAAGACAAAGAACGGCCACACUGAUGUGGCCAUCAAGGUGCUGAAGAAUGAGAAUGAGAAGCUGGUGAAAGAUGAGAUGAUGAGGGAGGCGGAGAUCAUGCACCAGCUGAGUAACCCUUACAUCGUCCGCAUGCUGGGGCUCUGCCAGGCUGAGUGCCUGAUGCUGGUGAUGGAGAUGGCUUCUGCUGGGCCACUCAACAAGUUCCUCUCCACCAAUAAGGAGAAGGUCACAGUGGAGAACAUUGUGGGGCUGAUGCACCAGGUGUCUAUGGGAAUGAAGUACCUGGAGGAGAAAAACUUUGUGCACAGAGACCUGGCAGCUCGCAACGUCCUGCUAGUCAACCAACAGUUUGCCAAGAUCAGUGACUUUGGUCUGUCCAAGGCUUUGGGUGCUGAUGACAACUAUUACAAGGCACGCACAGCAGGUAAAUGGCCGCUGAAGUGGUAUGCUCCAGAAUGCAUGAACUUCCACAAGUUCUCCAGCAAGAGUGAUGUCUGGAGCUUUGGUGUCACCAUGUGGGAAGCCUUUUCUUACGGAGGAAAACCAUACAAGAAAAUGAAAGGUCCGGAGGUGAUCAGUUUCAUUGCCAGUGGGAGCCGGAUGGAAUGUCCAUCUGGAUGUCCAGAUAGAAUGUAUGCACUGAUGAAGGACUGCUGGACAUACAAACACGAGGACCGGCCAGGCUUUGUGAAGGUGGAGGAGCGCAUGCGAGUCUUUUAUUACUCCAUAUCCAACAAAUCUCUGCCUGAGGUGACCGCAGAUGCUGCUGGGCCUCUCAAGUAGACCAGGGACAACAGACACUCUGUCCCCACGCCACACAAUGCAUUCUUUGAGAUAGACAAAGAGCUUCUUAUGAACUAGUCUGGGCACUAGCUGAUAGCUUCAGCAACAGGCAGUUACAGUAAACAGCUAAACAAGCCUUAUUGAAGCAAAUGUGAGUUUGUAAUUAAAGUCAUUAAUGUGAGGAUGCUUCUGAAAGGUAGCUCAAGACUGCAUCAUCUGAGGUUUGGAAUGGUUUGAAAGAAACGCUUCACAAAUAAUUUUGCAUGGUAAAACUGCAAAAUUGCAUUUAGAAAGUGUCAUGAUUCCCUGAGAGUACUUAUACUAUAGGUCUAGUGUGAAUUUUGUUUAUAUUUAAGUGCUUCAGCUCUGUAUACAUUCCUUAAUAUGUCAUGAAUAAACAUUUCACAGAA
Molecule: messenger RNA, 2484 nt
Organism: Coregonus clupeaformis (lake whitefish)
Lineage: Eukaryota; Metazoa; Chordata; Actinopteri; Salmoniformes; Salmonidae
Product: tyrosine-protein kinase ZAP-70-like
Exons: 13
Coding region: 242-2074 (610 amino acids)
Biological process (GO): innate immune response; cell surface receptor protein tyrosine kinase signaling pathway; protein phosphorylation
Cellular component (GO): extrinsic component of cytoplasmic side of plasma membrane; cytoplasm
Molecular function (GO): ATP binding; non-membrane spanning protein tyrosine kinase activity; signaling receptor binding
Source: RefSeq, a predicted model, not a curated record